This is a messenger RNA of Chara braunii, 3734 nucleotides long. Lineage: Eukaryota; Viridiplantae; Streptophyta; Charophyceae; Charales; Characeae. The record is from the annotation of a GenBank genome assembly.
UGGAAAAGUUUGGAACACGACAGCAAGGAUAUUAUGAUGCAGAUGAAAGAAUAGGAGGCAAGGAAGAUGGAAGUGCCAGCAAGGACGAAAAAGGAAAGGAGAGCUAGCUCUCGAGGCUCCCGGGAGUGUGAAUGAAGAUAGAAGAAGCGUUGAACCUGUGAGGUAGACCGGAAGAAAGUGACAAUGUUGCAGAAGGAAGUGAGAUGGUGGAAUCGAACUUGGGUGAAGCUUCCAUUGUAAGGGAAGUGACCAUGGAUGCAUCGGCAGCGCCGAAUCCGCCGAUGGCCAACAAGCUGGACAUGAGGGAGUCAAGCCUACAAAGGCUGGAGGGUGAUGUUGAUCAGUUAGGAAAAGAACUGGUUAAUGUGCGGGUCGAGAUGACGAGAAAAGAUGAGGAUAUACGGAAGUUGAUUGACGUUGUAAAGCACUUAGCGCAGGUCGCAGGGAAGCUGCGGCAAUCGGAGGCAGACCGCCUGAAGCAGGAAGGCCUUUUGGCAAACUUAGGGGAUGAGUUGGAGACCCUGGAGGCGAAGGCGCUGAAGGCUGAAGAGAAGAUGCUUGCGCGGAAAUGGAAAUUCAAGGCUCUAUCCUGGGCAAUGGAAGAGUUGAAGGAGGAAUCAGUAGCCAUGAAAGAGGAGGUUGGGAAGCUGAGAGAGGAGGCUGAGAGAGCCGCCCUGGAGGGAAUGUUGAAGGAUAAGCAAAUUGAAACAAUGCAACAGAGGAUGGAUAGAUUGGAGCUGGCCUUGCAACGUGCCACAAGGGGCAAAUACGAAGCAGAAAAGGAGUGCAAAACACUCAGAAAGGUUGUUCUUGAAGUCGAGAGGAUAAGGGGCGAUCUGGGGGCAGCAUGGCAACAUGGGGAGAUCCUCGUCUGCCACAUCAACAAGCUGACGGCAUCUGCGAAGUUGAAAACCACAGAGCUGGACAGCGUCAAGCAGAAGCUCAAGGAUACACAAGACAUGGCUCAGCUGAUGGCAGAAGAGGUUGAGGAAAAGGGAAUAAGGGUUCUGAAGCUUGAAGAGGAUGUCAAGGUGCACACUGAAAGAGGGAAAAUGAUGGCGCAGUUGCUGGAUAGGCUUGCGGGUUUCUGUGACGAGGUUCACAAACAGCUCAGGGGAGACAGGAGGGAAAGGGGAGGGAGCAUUGGAAGUGGAGGAAGUGCAGUUGCAGGAGAGACUGAGACAAGUCCUUUGGAAAGCCCAUUGUGGGCUUCAAUCAGGAGCAACGGCAAACUGCAUGCGGGAGAGCUGCGAGCAGUGGACGUGGAGAAGGUGGAAACAACGUUGAAGCAGAGAGCGGAUCUAUUGCAAGAAGUCAUCUUAGAGAAAAACGCAGCUAUAAAGAGGCUGGAGACAGAACUCAACGAGGCCAAGGGUCGGCACCAGUGUUCACAAGAGGAGCUGCAACAACUUAAGGCGAGGAUUGGUAUCUUGGGGGAGGUUUUAGAACAGCAAGAGCAGCAGAGGGAAGAGUUGACUGUUGAGUGUGAAAGACUGAAGGAUGGAGUCAGGUGCAUGGCACGGGAACUCGGCGAAGCCAAGGAGGAAAGAGAACUCCUGCGGAGUCAGGUGUCAGAUCUGGAGCUUAAGCUUCAGAGAGUGGGCACUGAAGAAGGGGAGCUUAGCAGAGGGAUGGAGGAAAAACUCGAAGAAAGCGGGAAGCAGCCCGAGAGCGCCGUGACCACUGACACUGCAGAAGGUGGUGGGUCAGUGUCGACAGAGGGAACUCAUGCUCAGGCACAGGAGCAGGUGGAGAGACUUUUGGAGGUAAGUGCGGCAUUGACGAAGGAUCUGGCAGCGUCACAAGCAGUCGUCGAGUCCCAGGCAGCAGUCAUCACAAAAUUAGAGGAUGAACUCCAGAAGAAAACCCACAAUAUGCGCAUAAUGGACGCAGCUAUGAAAGAGGAGAGGAAGCGAAGGGACAUCGUUGCAACGAAGAUGAUGGAUCGAAGAGCAAUGUCCAUGGACAUGACACAUUCUCCUGAUGACAUAAGAGAGGCAGGAGACGACGCCGACACAAUGUCGACGAUACCAGACUUUAGAUAUGGAAUGAGAGCGGCUUCUAUCUGCAGGAGGCGAGAAACGGAAAGAAAGAUUAAGCAGUUGGAAUUACAACUGAAAGAUGAGAGGGAAGCACAGAAACGUCAGGUUUUGUCUCUCACCGAUGAACUUGGGCGGACAAAGGCAGAGCUUGCAGCCUCGCAAAGGCAGGUUGAGAUUCUGUUGGCGAAGUGUGAGCAAACCGGUGUGCCUUUGACGGUUGACCCUGGAGACUGCCAUGGUGCCCUCGUGUGGGAUGAUGCAAACCACCAAAGGAGCGAAGGAAAUAAUACAGUGUUCACCGAGGUUAUCGUGGAGCCAAGCGCCCAUAAUGCUACCGGAAAGGAGCUGGCAGAGGAAGAAAAGCUGUUCUUGGCGCAGCUGAAGAACUUGAAGGAGUUGCAAGAGCACUAUAAUGGAUUGAUUUCACGAGCACAAGGCGGAAAAGGGGAUGAUCAGGCAGUUGUGAAUGGUGAUUAUGUCACACAUGCAUUUGGCACAGACGUGACCGCUCUCAGAGCUCAAAUCGCAGAGCUCGAGACGAAGCUGGACAAGGAAGGUGGCAUGCUUAAUGCAGGGGCAGGCUACAAUAAUGAAGGUGGUAUGGGGUACACUCGUGACAUCAAAGCGCACUCAGAAGAUAGCUGUGAUGCAGUUUUGCAGUCCGAAGAGGGAAGGAAGGAGGCAGAGGCGGAGAUUAAACCGAGGGAAAAGGAAAAAGAAGAGGGUUCAGGCUGUCCGAAAAGGCGUAUUCAAGGAUUAAAAGCACAUUAUUCAGGAAACAAACAAACAAAUAGUGAUGGAAUGGCGGAGAACCUGCGGGAGGACAUGAAAAGGUACAUGGAGUGCUUGCGGGAGAAGAAGUUUGUGACCGAUGAAUGCAAGCAGUUCUCCAAGGCCUAUCUUGCAUGCCGCAUGCAGAGGAACUUAAUGGCUAAGCAAGACCUUGCAUCGCUGGGGUUCGCGGAGGAAGCUUCAAGGGAAUCACAAUCUGGGAAUGUUAACUCUUCGGAGGAAUCGUCAGAGAAGUUAUCGUCAAUUGAGCAGUCAAGAAGAAGGGCACAGUCAGGUUUUGUUGCAGGAAUCAGGCGUAAACAACGAGAAAGCAUCCCCAAGACAGAGGGAAGUUAAGGAGAGGAAAGGCUUUUUGAAUGUCGUUACUUGCUGCUGUCGAUCUGUCGAAUCGAAUCGUGUGCCUAUUGUGGAGGCUGUGAUGGUUUGGAAGCAUGCAACAUAUGACCUUCCGAGCCUUCUGCAGUCUGGACAUGUAAACAUUUUGGGGUAAGGUUGAGCUCUUUAAGCGCCCUCCAAGACCUCAGUCAGCAUGCAAUGCCUAAUCCAGAAGACAGUAUCAGGGAGCUGCUAGCCAACGAGUAAUGUACCACCCUAGGGUCUGUUGGGUUAUUCCUCGCUUUAUCUCAGUUGUCCCGGGUGGUCCACCUCUUGAAGGUAUCCUUCCAUUUUGUGGCUUUUACGGUGAUAUGUUUGGUAACCUUUUUCUAUUAAAGCUCGGAUCUCCUCUAGCCUCCAUUCCACCCUUUCCUUCCUUUCACUGCCUUGAAGUUCCUCGUUGGCUUCCAUCCCGCCUAUGUAGCGCAGUUUUGAGGAGCCUCCUGCUCCUGUCCCAUACUUCGGUGCUUCAUGGUACGAUCUUCGUGCUACGUGCUUGGUGCUUUAGCGGAUUCAGUGUUUUAG